UUAACUGUAAGUGAAAUCUGUUUACCUUCUUAGGUUUUCUUUUUUUUUCCUUCCACAUCCUGUUCCUGGCUGUUCUCCACUCUUGUGGACAUGUGUUUAUUACAUGUCGGCGUGCUCAGGUACGUGCACCACGGCCCGCGUGGAGGUCAGAGACCAGCUUGUGGCCGUUGGUUCUCUCCUCCUCCUGAGUGAGUCAGAUCGUGCUCCCAGCCAUCUCGCCAUCUCACCAGCCAUCUCACCAGCCCGGCUCUGCCUUUCCCCUCCCUCCUGGUGACUGCCUUUUUUAAUGCUUGUAUGCAAGACUGUCCUUUCUUUCUUAGCUCCCACGUUAAGCAGGAUUCUCUUAAGUUUCUGCUAACUAAACUUGGAAUUUAUACAUAACAAACAGGAUUAAAAUGACUGUCACGUAAAUGGUAAAUUGAGAUCAUACUUAAUACUCUCCCAUGCCUGUACAUCUAUAUAAUGCAUAAUCAGUUUUCACAUUAGGAAGAGACUUUGUAGGUCUUCAUAUGGAACGUAGCAUAUUCUGAGGUUUCAAUAAAGAUUUGAGGGUAAACUAAAGAAACAAGGACGUUUACAGAUUAAUCAUCAAGAUCCCCCUAAAUUGUGCCUGCAUUUCCUCUACUGUGUGGUGUAAUGGUUAUUUUCCUGUUGCUUUUCUUUCAAGAACAAGAUUUUAGGUCUGCUAAAUACCUAAGAGACACUAAACCAAAAUGGUAAUAAUUACUAUGGCUCCAAAUGAAAGAGUUUUGUUUUGUUUGAUGAUGUCAUCGUCGCUGUUGUUUUGAGUUAGAAUCUUACGUAGCCCAGGUUGGCAUGAACUCACUGUAGCUGAGGUUGGCCUUGCUGAACCUCAUCCUCUUGUUUCCCAUUUCCUGGGCGCUGGCUUUACAGGUGUGCACCAUCAUUCCUAAAGAGCGGUCUGUACACCCUGGGAUGAAGGAACUGUUGUUGAUAAGUCCCUUUUAAGACAAAACUAUCUGUCGGAUUGUGGCCAGUGUCAUCAUGAAGUCAGUAGGACAGCCUUACAGGAAUGGGGUCUGGUAUGCAGCAUACGUGGGGAUAAGCAUGGGAAGAGGUAGAAAGGGCCAGGAGUGUGAGAAAGAAGAAACUGCAGAAAUGGAGGACCGAGAGACCCUCCUCUGUGUAGCCCAGGCGAGAAGCAACAGGGGGCAUGGAAAGGCUGCAAACCGUGCUGACUGCAAACUGCAGGUAGUUCUUAGUUUUCCUUAAAUAGACACCAAGCUUCUUCCAUGUGUUCACGGUGUAAGAGAGAGAAAAGGAACAGGAGUGUUCAUCUCAGGAGAUCUAAGUAGAUUUAUAAACAUCUCAUCCUGCUGUACUUGGGCAGUUGACAAAAAGUCUAUAGUUAGUUGACUUUUUUUCUCCCUUUUCCUGUUACUUUUCUUUUUUUCUUGUCCUUGCUUCUUUUUCUAUACAUUUUCUCUUUGGAUUUCAGCAGAUGUAGAAACUUCUUAGAUCAUUUAUUCCAUUCCCAGUACCUACACUCUACACCUACACUCUCAGGAAAUAUUGUCACCCUCCAAGCCUCUCUGAUUCCGGAAUCUUCUGGAAAAUACUCUUAGCACUGGGCUUCUAGGACGUCUGAUAUUAAUAUUCAUUUGCAAAUUUGAUAUCCAAACUGGUAGCUCCUUAGAAGAAAGGGGUAAGACUGACUUACUUGAGCAGCCUUACAUGUAAUAUGUUAGUGAACAAGAGCAUGCAUGUUUUUUUCCUCCCUGUGCACACAGCCAGAAUAGCAGUGGCACUGAGGGCUGGAGAUGUGUGACUGGAGAGCUAAAGUGCACAUGAUGUAAAGUGUCUGGGGUUGACUGAAGUUGAGUGACAGACUUGCUUAGCUGAAGUGUUCUGAGGCAGAUGUGUCAGGGAUGGUUUGGGAACCAGAAACUAGAUGCAGUGCUGUGUAGUGACUACUUGGUGACUAUCCUGGUCAGGUGUACACUGCAUCCUCAUGUCCAUCCUGGUCAGGUGUACACUGCAUCCUCAUGUCCAUCCUGGUCAGGUGUACACUGCAUCCUCAUGCCCAGCCUGGUCAGGUGUACACUGCAUCCUUGUGUCCAUCCUGGUCAGGUGUACACUGCAUCCUCAUGCCCAGCCUGGUCAGGUGUACACUGCAUCCUCAUGUCCAUCCUGGUCAGGUGUACACUGCAUCCUCAUGUCCAUCCUGGUCAGGUGUACACUGCAUCCUCAUGUCCAUCCUGGUCAGGUGUACACUGCAUCCUCAUGUCCAUCCUGGUCAGGUGUACACUGCAUCCUCAUGUCCAUCCUGGUCAGGUGUACACUGCAUCCUCGUGUCCAUCCUGGUCAGGUGUACACUGCAUCCUCAUGUCCAUCCUGGUCAGGUGUACACUGCAUCCUCAUGUCCAUCCUGGUCAGGUGUACACUGCAUCCUCGUGUCCAUCCUGGUCAGGUGUACACUGCAUCCUCAUGCCCAGCCUGGUCAGGUGUACACUGCAUCCUCGUGUCCAUCCUGGUCAGGUGUACACUGCAUCCUCGUGUCCAUCCUGGUCAGGUGUACACUGCAUCCUCAUGCCCAGCCUGGUCAGGUGUACACUGCAUCCUCAUGUCCAUCCUGGUCAGGUGUACACUGCAUCCUCAUGUCCAUCCUGGUCAGGUGUACACUGCAUCCUCAUGCUCAGCAUGGUCAGGCAGUUUGCAGUUAACUUUUUGGGUAGUCUAGACAUUCUGAGGUUUGUCUGGAGUCUUCUAGAAAAAUCACUGCUCAUCACAUGGGGGAGAAACAGGGAAGGAUUUCCAAGGCACCAUGUGACAGACUGUAGUGGUGAUGACUCGCAGAGCUUGGAGCUCGUGGCAGCAAGGAAAGUCGUGAGGAAUGAGGUUGGAGAGGGCCUACAUAGAGCGCUGAUGGCUGUGGGGAAUUGUGGGAAGUUUUAAAUUCAAAGGACUGGUACAGGUUGGCUAGAAAACUUGAAAGGGAUUUAGAAAGAGCAAGGAGGGACAGGAGAGGAAAUGGAUUGUUGCCCAGUAACCAGGGCAUGGUAUAGGUUGAAGACAGGGAACUGAAGGAGCCGAAGUCGGAACUUCUCUGAAAGAAUGGCCUAUUAUCUGGGAGCUAGAACUACAUCAUGAUUGUUUUUUUCUUUUCUUUUUUUUCUUUUAAAGAUUUAUUUAUUUAUUAUGUAUACAGUGUUCUAUCUGCGUGCCAGAUCUCAUUACAGAUGGUUGUGAGCCACCAUGUGGUUGCUGGGAAUUGAACUCAGGACUUCUGGAAGAACAGCCAGUGCUCUUAACCGCUGAGCCAUCUCUCCAGCCCCAUGAUUGUUUUCUUAAACCAGUGUUGUUUUUCAAGACAAUUUAAGAUUCUUUUAAAUAUCUGACUUCUUAAAAUGAAUCAUUUUGUGUUAAAAUACAAUGUUUUUCUCUCUUUACAUGCACAGGUGGUGUCACGUACCAUACUUCUCCUGCAGUGGAGACAUUAUGCAUAUUAAAUAGCUCUCCCUUAAGAUGAGUCAACCCUUUUGUGAUGGGCCUACAUCUUGCUUAGUGUCUUCAAAGUUCGUAUGUGUCUUAGCAUGUAUCAGAGUUCACCUCAGUAUUUUUUUGAGACAGAUUCUUAUUAUGUGGUCUACACUGGCCCAGAACUCACCAUCCUCCUGCCUCAGUCCUGCACCGGCUGGAGUCACAGCUGUGUUUUGGAAGGUUGCCCUGUUGUCCAGCAAAUGUAUCCAGCUCCUCAUGACAUUAAACAGUUCUUACUUAGUACUUAAGCCUUUAAGAACAUAAGCAGGGGCUGGAGCGGUGGCUCAGCAGUUAGGAGCACUUGCUGCUCUUGCAGAGGACGCAGGUUUGAUUCCCAGCACCCACAUAGUGGCUCACAACCAAUUCCAGAGUGCCCAGUACCAGCUGUGAUCACUAUAGGCAUCAGGCACACACAUGGCGUACAUACAUAAAUGCAGGAAAGAUACUUAUACAAAACAGAUGAAUCAUAAAAAAAAUUAAAAAUCAAAACAGUAUCAGACCUUUGCUCCAGAUGGAGAAUUGGUUGUAUAUAACUAAUUCAAUUCACAGCUUUGUUCUGUUGUGUGAUAUUUUUGUCCAAUUUAGUUCGGAUUCAACUGUCAGAACAAAGUUGAUAGAUUUGUAGGAUAGAUUUAAGAAGGAAACUGCCUUU
Molecule: messenger RNA, 4153 nt
Organism: Peromyscus leucopus (white-footed mouse)
Lineage: Eukaryota; Metazoa; Chordata; Mammalia; Rodentia; Cricetidae
Exons: 2
Coding region: 1879-2916 (345 amino acids)
Source: RefSeq, a predicted model, not a curated record